AUGUGUUUUAAUAAAGAGUGGUCUUUAAUAUUCACAGGCACCAGUCUGUUCUUUGGCGGAUGGGUUGUUUCCGGCCAUGGAAUAUGGAAAAACAUUGAAAGCUGGCAACGCUGGCGAGUUUGCUAUUGCUUCAUUUAUUUUGCAGCUAUGGAAGCUCUUCAAUUCUUCCAGUACCUAGUCAUUAACGAUUGCCAAUCUUCACUCAACAUUUUCUUAACAUUCCUAGGUUUCAUUCAUAUUUGCUGGCAGCCAUUGUUUUCCAAUAUUGCUUUCUCAGCUCUUGAUUUCAAGAAUUUCGAUAAGAAGAGAGAUGAUAUCUGGAAAUUCAUUUUCAAGUUCGCUUUCGCUUCUGGAUUAUUAAUGUCUUUCAGAAUCCUUAUUCCAGCAGUAUAUGAUUUCCCAGAAGCCUUCAUUUUUGAACCACGUGGCAAUGCUGAUGGAUAUUGCGGAGAAAAAACUUGCACGACCAACGGAAUUUAUCACUUGAAAUGGGAAUUCAAGCUUCUUAAAUCUACAUACGCUUUUCCAAACAUGUCAGCACACUGCUUGUUCAUGUUCGUUUGUCCAUUCAUUCUUGGUCUUAGAAUUCAGUCAAUUAUUCUUUUCUUAACAGGACCAUUUAUCUCCGUUCUCUUCCCAGGUCCAGUUUCAGAUGGUGAACGUUCAUCUAUAUGGUGUUUCUUCUCCAUUGCUGAAUCAUUCAUUACUGUUAUUACUUGUUACAUUGCUUGCCGUCGCCAACUCAAUGCUUCUCUUAAGCAAAAGCAGCAGUAA
Molecule: messenger RNA, 774 nt
Organism: Trichomonas vaginalis G3
Lineage: Eukaryota; Parabasalia; Trichomonadida; Trichomonadidae
Product: Family of unknown function (DUF5765) family
Exons: 1
Coding region: 1-774 (257 amino acids)
Source: RefSeq, a predicted model, not a curated record